GCCAGGGGGCUUCGGAACGCAGGACCCGGGCCCAGGGCAGCUUCAGCCCGUGUCAUUGCAGCUGUUCCCCGGACGCGAGGAGGCCGCCGGUAGGCGGUGUGCUGCUGCGCUGCUUCCGUCUUUGCUGCGCCAGCACUGCGAUUUUACAGCCUUGAAGAGUCUACUUUUUUUUUUUCACCUGCAGUAAUAAAUCCCACUAUGGAAACCCAGAAACUUUAUAAAGGGAUAUAGUUUGAAUUCUGUGGAGUGUAAUUUUGUGUAUGAAUUAUAUAUUUAAAAUACGAAGUGUUUUCAGAAAGAAGGCUAGUAGGAUUACUGGUACAUUAUGCAUAAGCAGUAAUUCUGUUGGUAAUAUUGGUAAUAUUUUAUUAGGCAUUUGUGAUAACACUAGAAAAGACAAGUUGUAUCUUUUGAUGAAUUACUUCAUCAUUAAUUACAGAAUGGAUGCAUGGUCCUUAAAUGAACGACAGGGUAUUUAAUUUUUAAAUGCAAUGUAAAACGUUACUGCUUUGGAAAUUUUCUGGUUAAGUAGUUAAGUUUAUGGAAAAAAUAGAUUGAUCAAGUACAUAAAGUGGUGUGCAAAGUUAGUAAGGAAGACAACAUAAUAAUGGUGGUGUGGGAAGUGGAAACAUGUAUAGAAAAUAUUUAACAAAGAUGGAAAAGUUAAUACUUUGUGACCUUUAAGCAAAAUUUAUUUCAUUUGAUAUCAUAUACACCCUAACAAGCUUAGGUUCAACAGAACUUGUAGGUGUUGACUUCCCCAAAAGUUGUUACUGAAGCUAACAAUCCACUUAAGUUAAUACUAUGAUGAGAAGCUAUAUGAAAUAAGUUUUUAGAUAAUGUGACUAUAUGAAGGCUUUAAUUAGUUUACUAGAAUAAAACAAUAAUUUUUUUGAUGUCAUAUUAAAGUGCCUAUAGGGAAAGAGGACUGAUGCAUAUAAUUUUUUUCCUCUUGUAUCCAGGCUUUGUAGUUUGUAAUCAAAAGCAAAUUAAGGGCAUAAUUUAAGUAUUCUAUAGUUGCUUAGCUUAAAAUGUUUGGAAUAUAACCUCUCUGAAAAAUCAGGGGUUUUUAACAUACUUUCAGAAGUGUACCGACUUCUUUCAGACCAUUAGGUUAGUGUUACACUAAAUUAUAAGCAAAUAGCACUUGAGUGACCUAAAAGAUUUAAUAUAGUCCCAGAGAGUACUAAGUGGUAACUUGGUAACCUAGAAGAAGUAGCCAUCAGGUAACCUAGGCAUUAAGUAGGAUGCCUGAGUGUGCACCCAGGUAUAAAUCCAGUAAAGAAGGUAUAGUGAAUUCUAGAUAAGUAGGAGGUUAUCAUCUGAUUCCUUUUUGUAAGUGAAAAUAUAAUUUAGUGUGAAGAGAUGAGAAGUUUCAUGUGAAAGCCUUUAGCCAUCAGAAAUUAAAAUCACCUUCUCAUGCACAAAUCUACCUUCCAAAGACUUGUCCCAAGUCCCUCUCAACGAAAAUUUAAGAAUAUAAUGGAAGAUAGCAAGAUCUUGUCAAAUUGGACAAACAGCAACAAACAAAAAAUGAAAUAUGACUUUUCAUGUGAACUCUACCGAAUGUCUACAUAUUCAACCUUCCCCACCGGUGUUCCCAUCUCAGAAAGGAGUCUUGCUCGGGCUGGUUUUUAUUACACUGGUGUGAACGACAAGGUCAAAUGCUUCUGUUGUGGUCUGAUGCUGGAUAACUGGAAACAAGGAGACAAUCCUACUGAAAAGCAUAAAAAACUGUAUCCUAGCUGUAGUUUUAUUCAGAAUUUGGUUUCAGUUACUAGUCUGGGAUCCACCUCUAAGAAUACUUCUCCAAUGAGAAACAGUUUUGCACAUUCAUUAUCUCCCACUUUGGAACAUAGUGGCUCAUUUAGUGGUUCUUACUGCAAUCUUUCACCAAACCCUGUUAAUUCCAGAGCAGUGGAAGACAUCUCCCCGUUGAGGACUAACCCCUACAGUUAUGCAAUGAGUACUGAAGAAGCCAGAUUUCUUACUUACCAGAUGUGGCCAUUAACCUUUUUGUCACCAUCAGAUUUGGCAAGAGCUGGCUUUUAUUACAUAGGACCUGGAGAUAGGGUAGCCUGCUUUGCCUGUGGUGGGAAACUGAGUAACUGGGAACCAAAGGAUGAUGCUAUGUCAGAACACCGGAGACAUUUUCCCAACUGUCCAUUUUUGGAAAAUUCUCUAGAAACGCUGAGGUUUAGCAUUUCAAAUCUGAGCAUGCAGACACGUGCAGCUCGACUGAGAACAUUUAUGUACUGGCCAUCUAGUGUUCCAGUUCAGCCUGAGCAGCUUGCAAGUGCUGGUUUUUAUUAUGUGGGUCGCAACGAUGAUGUCAAAUGCUUUUGUUGUGACGGUGGCUUGAGGUGUUGGGAAUCUGGAGAUGAUCCAUGGGUAGAACAUGCCAAGUGGUUUCCAAGGUGUGAGUUCUUGAUACGCAUGAAAGGGCAGGAGUUUGCUGAUGAGAUUCAAGCUAGAUAUCCUCAUCUUCUUGAACAGUUGUUGUCAACUUCAGACACUCCUGGAGAUGAAAGUGCUGAUCCACCCAUAGUUCAUUUUGCACCUGGAGAAAGUUCUUCAGAAGAUGCAGUCAUGAUGAAUACACCUGUGGUUAAAGCUGCCUUGGAAAUGGGCUUCAGUAGAAAGCUAGUAAAACAGACAGUUCAGAGUAAAAUCCUAACGACUGGGGAGAAUUACAAAACAGUUAACGAUAUUGUGUCCGCACUUCUUAAUGCUGAAAAUGAAAAAAGAGAAGAGGAGAAGGAAAGACAAACUGAAAAAAUGGCAUCAGAUGACUUGUCAUUAAUUCGGAAGAAUAGAAUGGCUCUCUUUCAACAAUUGACGUGUGUGCUUCCUAUCCUGGAUAAUCUUUUAACAGCCAAUGUAAUCAAUAAACAGGAACACGAUAUUAUUAAACAGAAAACACAGAUACCUUUACAAGCAAGAGAAUUGAUUGAUACCAUUUUAGUUAAAGGAAAUGCUGCAGCUAACAUUUUCAAAAACUGUCUAAGAGAAAUUGACUCUACAUUAUAUAAGAACUUAUUUGUGGAAAAGAACAUGAAGUAUAUUCCAACAGAAGAUGUUUCAGGUUUGUCAUUAGAAGAACAGUUGAGGAGAUUGCAAGAAGAGAGAACUUGUAAAGUGUGUAUGGACAAAGAAGUUUCAAUUGUAUUCAUUCCUUGUGGUCAUCUAGUAGUGUGCCAGGAAUGUGCCCCUUCUCUAAGAAAAUGCCCUAUCUGCAGGGGUAUAAUCAAGGGUACAGUUCGUACAUUUCUUUCAUAAAAGAAAACUAACUUACGUAGAAAAAUCUUUAAAAUAUUGUUGGACAUUUGAAGCUAUCUGAAGUAAAGAAAGGAGCUCUGGUGGUGCAGUUGUUGACAGCGCUUGGCUGCUAACCAAAAGAUCAGCAGUUCGACCCCACCAGCCCCACAGGAGAAAGAUUUGGCAGUCUGCUUCCCUAAAGAUUACAGCCUUAGAAGCCCUAUGGGGCAGUUCUACUCUGUCCUGUAGGGUCACCACGAGUUGGAAUCAACUCCACUGCCGUGAGUUUUGGUUUGGAAGUAAAGAAGGAAUGAUUGGUUUUUAGAUUAGUAACAUUUGUGUUCUAUUCUGCUUUGGUACGAGUAGGCUUGUUUCCAAAAAAAUAGUGUUUUCUAUCACAGUUAAUCUCAGUUUAUUUGCAGGGGAAGAUUUGUUUGAUGGAUUAUAUUGGUGUAUGUGUGUGAAUGUAGGCGUGAUUAAAGGUGUAGACACAGUGCUGUUAUGUAUCAUUUCAGAAGUUACUGGAUUUGGAAUUCUUUCUGAAAGUUGAGUAUGGCGUAAGAAUAUAGUUUAAAAGAACUGGAAAUCAGGAGCUCUGGAGUUUAUCACAGUUAUGGUGCCAAAUUCUCGGUGUUUUUCACUUGUGUUGUAAAGUAGGGAUUUUUUUUCUUAUGGUAAAUAAGCUUUUCUCUAAUUUGUGAGAAACAUCUUAAUAAAAGUACUUUAAAAAGA
Messenger RNA from Trichechus manatus latirostris (Florida manatee), 3990 nucleotides. It is a transcript of the gene BIRC2, whose product is annotated as baculoviral IAP repeat containing 2. Gene Ontology annotation, biological process: negative regulation of necroptotic process; negative regulation of apoptotic process; positive regulation of protein ubiquitination. Lineage: Eukaryota; Metazoa; Chordata; Mammalia; Sirenia; Trichechidae. The record is from RefSeq and is a predicted model, not a curated record. Gene Ontology annotation, molecular function: ubiquitin protein ligase activity; cysteine-type endopeptidase inhibitor activity involved in apoptotic process. The coding region runs from base 1420 to 3279 and encodes 619 amino acids. The transcript is spliced from 9 exons. Gene Ontology annotation, cellular component: cytoplasm; nucleus.